AGUAGGAAUAUGCAUCGCGACUUCCUGUUUGAAGUUGUACGUUACAAUAAAGAGACAGUGUGGUUAUAUUUUAUAAAGUUUUUUUUUUAUGAAGUGUAUAAUGGCGGAUAUCACAGCACAGAAGGUACAAGAAUACAAGGAUUCCCUUAAAACUAAAGCUGAACAACUAUUGUUGAAAGGAUUCCCAGAGAAAAUCGUCCAGUUAAACGAGUUAUUGGAGUCAUGUAGAUUCUGUAAUAGAAAACUGUCGGAUGUUCAUCAAGAGCUAAAUGUGCCCAUUCCAGAUCCAAUAAUUCUUAAUCAUUCCGAUGAAACACCCAUUAUAAAGAAACAGAAAGUAGACAAUAGCGUAGACAAUACUAGUGGAACCAAAGUAAUGGUACUACCCAAUGGACCAGUACCUUGUAACAAGACUCUAUGUGAAUUUAUUCGCAUAGUUAAACCAUAUAUUCGUGAGCUGAUGGAGGAUUCUAACUUGUUAAAAAUGUGGAUCUCAUUUUUAAUUCCAAAAAUCGAAGAUGGAAAUAAUUUCGGCGUAUCGGUUCAAGAAGAUACGCUUGCCGAAAUACAAACAGUCGAAAGCGAGGCUGGUGCAUUUUUUGAUCAAAUAUCUAGGUAUUUUAUCUGUAGAGGAAAGAUCGUUAGUAAAGUUGCGAAGUAUCCACACAUCAGUGAUUAUAGAAGAGCGGUCGAAGAAUUAGACGAAAAAGAGUAUGUGAGUUUAUGGUUGGUUAUGUGCGAAGUCCGUAACCGCUAUUGUUCUCUACACGAUUUGGUAAUCAAGAAUUUGGAGAAAAUCAAAAGACCACGCUCUUCCAACGCGCAAUCUUUGUAUUAAAUGCUAUAUAUACUACUUAUACUUGGUAAUGUACAGGACGAUAACGAAAGGAAAACCUAAAAAAAAAAAACAUGCGCAUCAAGAAGAGCGUUAUUCUCGACGUUUUCGAUGGAAACCGAGAAUUACCUUUUUUUCAUUUUUGAUCCGAUAAUCUUGGCGAUGACUCGUUCGCUUGGGUGGUAUUCAAAGCGGCGCUAAAAAAUUAAAUUAAUAUUUAUACUCGACUUUUUCAAAAACAAUAUUAGACACACUGGAAAAAAUACAUUUGAUUUAUUCGUUUGCGGAAGACAAUAAAAACAUAUAGUUUUCCUUUUGUAUCAAAAACUUGAGUCUAUUCUGAAUUGUAUCGAUUUAAUUCUUACGUCGUUUCAGAAUCUUCAAACGGAACUCGUACACUUAUAAUUAAAGUUUGUCAAAAGCAUGUCUCUGCUCAUUUUUUUCUUGAACUAAUUCUCAUUAUUCUUACUUUCGAAAAUUCAAUUGUUCGAUUACACGAACUGUACGUGUGACGUACUUACAGAAAACUUUAAUAGAUGUAAAAGUGUUGGGAUAUCAUCCUUUCAUCUAAUUGAAUUUAGAAUAUAGCUAAGCAUGUAAUCUGUAAUUUUAAUAUACUGCUGUAAUGAUCGUUAGAACAUAAAUCAAGAUACAACAAACAGUU
This is a messenger RNA of Colletes gigas, 1499 nucleotides long. RefSeq names its product proteasome activator complex subunit 3 (gene REG). The record is from RefSeq and is a predicted model, not a curated record. The coding region runs from base 89 to 838 and encodes 249 amino acids. The transcript has 5 exons. Gene Ontology annotation, cellular component: cytoplasm; nucleoplasm; proteasome activator complex. Gene Ontology annotation, molecular function: endopeptidase activator activity. NCBI's taxonomy places the organism in Eukaryota, Metazoa, Arthropoda, Insecta, Hymenoptera, Colletidae. Gene Ontology annotation, biological process: regulation of G1/S transition of mitotic cell cycle; positive regulation of endopeptidase activity; regulation of proteasomal protein catabolic process.